AUAAAAGCCGUUGUGCACUUCAAAUCCAAAACAUCCACGAAAACUAGACACUUUCAAAUCAACACACCGAUGGGUCAACGGAAAACUUUCCUCCUCUCGUCUUUGGCCGCCAUCCUCUUAGCAGCGCUCAUCCAGGGAAGCCAUGCAGUGGAAUACACCGUAACAAACAGUGCCGCGUCCACCCCAGGUGGUGCCCGAUUCGAGAGGGACAUCGGGGUCCAAUACACCAAGCAAACACUCGACUCCGCCACUAAUUUCAUAUGGAGGAUCUUCCAGGAGAACGCUCCUGCAGACAGAAAGAACGUCCAAAGAGUUGACAUGUUCGUCGAUGACAUGGAUGGUGUUGCCUAUACCAGCAACGAUCAGAUUCACGUAAGCGCGAGGUACAUCCAAGGUUACUCGGGCGAUGUUAGAAGCGAGAUUACCGGGGUUCUCUACCAUGAGAUGACGCACGUUUGGCAGUGGAAUGGGAACGGACAGGCUCCGGGAGGAUUGAUCGAAGGAAUCGCGGAUUAUGUGAGGCUUAAAGCCGGGUAUGCACCGAGCCAUUGGGUGAAACCUGGGCAAGGCGACCGGUGGGAUCAAGGAUACGAUGUCACCGCCCGCUUUCUUGACUACUGCAAUAGCCUGAAAAAUGGUUUUGUUGCGCAGCUUAACAAUAAGAUGAGGAACGGUUAUAGUAAUGACUAUUUUGUUGAGCUGCUGGGGAAGUCCGUCGAUCAACUCUGGAACGACUACAAAGCUAAAUUUAAUAACUAAAUAUACGUGCUAAAAUGCUUUGAUUGAAUAUGAUGAAACUAUAUGUAUAGGAGAAUAAGUCUGUCCUGUACUCCAUGGAAUAAGUUGCAUUUAUAUGCAGCAUGCAUGGAAGGAUAUGGAUGGCCUCCUAAAAAGUUGGUCAUAACGAAAUAAAUUCCAUGAUAUUUUUAUCCUUAAUUUCGCUCAUUCCAAAUUUCAGAUCACCUAUUUUAAGUACAGUAUGUUUUUUUAUUCUGAA
Coffea arabica (coffee) is the source of this 997-nucleotide messenger RNA. RefSeq lists its product as uncharacterized. The record is from RefSeq and is a predicted model, not a curated record. Lineage: Eukaryota; Viridiplantae; Streptophyta; Magnoliopsida; Gentianales; Rubiaceae.